This is a messenger RNA of Tripterygium wilfordii, 1374 nucleotides long. RefSeq lists its product as uncharacterized. The transcript is spliced from 2 exons. The record is from RefSeq and is a predicted model, not a curated record. Bases 1 to 1374 code for a protein of 457 amino acids. Lineage: Eukaryota; Viridiplantae; Streptophyta; Magnoliopsida; Celastrales; Celastraceae.
AUGACAUCUAUGCCUGAAGGUUCUUCCCAAAGUGCUGGUGACAGUAACAAAAAUGUAAGGGGGAAGACUGAUCCAGCGUGGAGGUAUUGUAAUCAAGUGCAAGAAAGCAAUUCCACUGGAAGAUCAAAGAGAGUUGAGAGAUGCAAGAAGGUUACUGAUGAGGUUCAGAAUGAAAUGAAGCAAAAUAUUGAAUCUCACGGGAGUAAAAAAAGGAAAGCCCAAGAGCGUUAUGAUGAUCAACAUGGAGCUGGUCCUGGUGAUGAAAAUGAAGAAGUUGAUGACGUGGUGUGCAAGAAACGGAAGAAUACAAGUGGUGAUAAUCCUAUAAACUCUUACUUCAUGUCUAGGACAACUACUGGAUCUCAAUCAACCAUCAUAAGUGUCAUGCAAUCUCAAGAGGCAAAAGAAAAGGUGGAUCUUGCCAUUGCCAAGUGGAUGAUAGAUGCUUUAAUUCCAUUCAAUGCCACCAACUCUAAACUUUAUCAACCGAUGGUUGAUGCAAUCGCAAGUAUAGGACUAGGUUAUAAAGCUCCUAAUAUUCAUGUUGUUCGAGGUAAAUUAUUGACUAAAAGUGUUAAAGAGGUGAAAAUGUUUGUGAAUAGUUUUCACAGUAUUUGGAGAUCUACUGGAUGCACAAUCAUGUCUGACGGUUGGAUAGAUCAAAAUAAUAGAAACUUAAUCAAUUUCUUAGUGUAUUGUCCUAAACGAACAAUCUUUUUGAAGUCUGUUGAUGCCUCAGAGGCUUCUAAGACCGGUCAUAGGCUAUUUAAAUUGUUCAAGGAAGUUGUGCUUGAAGUGGGGGUGGAAAAUGUGGUGCAAGUGGUUACGGAUAAUGCCUCAAAUUAUGUUAUGGCAGGGAGGCUAUUAGAAGGUGAGUUUCCGACAUUAUCUUGGUCUCCUUGUGCUGCACAGUGCCUUAACUUGAUGUUCCAGGAUAUUGGAAAGCUUGAAGAUGUGAGUAAUACCGUGAAACAUGCUGCUGGGAUUACAAAGUACAUUUACAAUCAUUGCUUUGUUUUGAAUUUGAUGAGGCAGCAUACAUGUGGCAGAAAAAUUAUUCGUCCAGCUCCAACUAGGUUUGCUACAAACUUUGUUGCAUUACAAAGCAUCUUGGCUCAAAAAGAUGCAUUGCGAGCUAUGGUGACAUGUAGGGAGUGGACUCAAUCAUCAUAUUCAAAGGAUCUGAAUGGAAGAAGAUAUGCUAAUAAUGUCUUGGAAUCAAAGUUUUGGAGUGAAUGUGCUAUUGUUGUACAACUAACUGAACCACUUAUGCGUGUGCUUCGUUUGGUUGAUGGUGAUGAUAGACCAGCUAUGGGUUAUCUGUAUAAGAGUAUCCAUGUAGCAAAAGAUGAUAUGAUUAGGAGGUUUCAGUGA